Anopheles funestus (African malaria mosquito) is the source of this 9124-nucleotide messenger RNA. Its product is annotated as hormone receptor 4. Gene Ontology annotation, molecular function: peptidyl-prolyl cis-trans isomerase activity; zinc ion binding. Lineage: Eukaryota; Metazoa; Arthropoda; Insecta; Diptera; Culicidae. The record is from RefSeq and is a predicted model, not a curated record. Gene Ontology annotation, biological process: protein peptidyl-prolyl isomerization. The transcript is spliced from 2 exons. The coding region runs from base 1772 to 4459 and encodes 895 amino acids.
UAUGUUACUGCCAUUUAUAAAAAAACCCCUCCGAAGACACUUUUGCGCUUAACAUAAACUAUCUACUCGACACACAAUCUACUGUCAAAAGCUAUUUAGUCGCACAAUCAGCGCCAACAGGAACUAACAUUGACGCUGACGGACAGACCGGGACAGCAAUUCGCGCGCUCACUGUACGCUUGUAUUUGUUUUCCAUCGAUGUCGCGUUUGUUGCAGCAAAAAGGGGACCGACACAGUAACGGGCGGGCGGGGAUGAAAGAUGAUGGCGGGAAGGGGAUGACGGGUGCAACGACGGAACAUGGCAAAGAAACGUGAGGCGUGCAAAUGUGUUCCCAGCAAAGCAAGAUUAUUAUUGCCUUGCCACGGCACACCAGAUCACAAGGUCACGGUCAACCGUGUACGUCUAAGCUAGAGAGAGAGAGUCGAGAGAUAACCGCGCGAGAACCUGAAAACCACGAGUUUGAGUUCGCGAACACGAGUUCUCACGCUUGUACGAAUCAUCCCUCUCGGUAGUAUAGUGCACACACUAAAGGGGGUGGGUUUUUUGGGCUCUCACAUUGGAACAUGAGAUACUGAGCAUCUCCUGUUGUGAGAAAUUGUAAAUAGAGCAGUGCGAAGAAUGCCAACGGAGAAGCGAAAUAGUAGAUCAUCCUCGAUAGUUUCCAACCGAGAGCAGAAUGAUAGUAAAUAAAUCGUAAAACAUUUCUAUCCAUCAGUACAAGAGCAUAAAUUGGUUUAUUAGCAGCUUUAAUACUUGCUACUAACCAACGUAAGGUGUAGGAAAAAAUUGCUAAACGGAACGAAAAGAACAAAUAAUUCUUCUGAUGGAUAUGGUUUUCAAGAAGAACACAUCUUUACACCAUUGUCUGCGUAGGAUGUUUGUUGAGAAGAUAAAAAUAAUUAUAACCCCGUCGCUUCGACGUUUGGACACACUCGUAGCAAAACAACAACAAACUUACUCGAAAAUAAGCUGUCCACCACCUGUCGGCGCACUCGGCAAUCACGGCAACUGCUCGAAUGAGAGAAAUGGCCAAUAAUACACAGGGACGUGCGAGUGACGCUUACUUUCCUUCUCGCCGUCACUCAUUUUCCCGAGAGUGAGAACAUUUCGUGCUAAUGCUCCCUUUGGAAGGAAAACUCAUCCAGCAAUCCCCCCCCCAAUCGGCCCCUCACCCCAUACCUCUUGACUUCUGUGUUGUUUAUGAGUGUGUGUGCGGCUGGCUCUGGAUUGUUCGACUCGAGUCAUCCGCACCUGGUGCAGUGUGGGUCAGUCGAACAGCAUGUCCACAGCGAAAAGGACAACGGUGACGACGACCCUAACAACGACGACCACCGCUAUCACUAGCACCGUCCCAACGGACGGCCACGACAAACAAGCGAAAACACCCGGAUGAUCAGUGAUUACGUUUGUCGUUUUUUCUCGGAAGGAUUUCCCUCCCAUGUUGCUGCCUGCUGCUAAUAGAUGCAAACAGUGCACCACCCUGUUUCCAACACUCCAAUCCUUCGUAUCCUGCCUAUCGGAGAACAGAAUUAGCCAAAUCCCUUCGCUAUGCCCAUACCUUCACAAUGUGUGUGCGCGCGCGUGUGUGUGUGUGUAGAAGUGUAAAAAAGUUUACCCAAUUCCAGUAAGCAGAGACCUUCACGAAAAGGAGGUUUCUUACACAACGCGGAACAGGACACAAAACAAAGCAAGUGAAGGAAUCCGGACGGACGAAAGUUACGUACUUCCCGCGAGAGGGGGGGUAGGAAAAUCCUGUACAAUUCUUGUUGUAUGUGUUUGUGUGUGUGGCUGUUGGUAGGCAGUUUUCUAACAAAGCCUUAUACUACGACAAAGUCUGCAGCAUCGCAUCGUACAAAUACUACGAUGGAUUUCACGCCACUACCUUCCGAGCUGGAGGAGCUGAUCCUCUGCAGCUGCUGCCAUCUGCCGUUCAACGAGACGGACGCACUGCCGAAACUGUUCUCCUGCCGGCACUACUUCUGUCUCAAGUGCGUCAACCAGGUGCUGCUGAAGGGUAACGAGCUGUACUGCGUGCACUGCUGGAAGCGGACGGAGCUGACCGGGCCGGACAUGAAGCCGGACGCACUACCGACACACAACGCCAUCCUGUAUCUGUCGCAGAAUCUAAGCAUGAUCUCGAGCGGUAGCAUAACGACAACGAACAAAAAGCCACCGGAUAAAGCGAACAAUGGUAGCGACAGCUGCAGUACGGUGGCGACCACCUCGAGCACAACCAACGGUGGUGGAUCGCUUGCUGCCGGCGCAGCCUCGACGACUAGUGGCGGUGCGACCGGCAAUGGAGCUUCCGGGUCGGGUAUUAAUGUGGCGAUCGGUGGUGGUGGUGGUGGUGCUGGCAGUGGUGGUAGUAACACGAGCAGUAGCAGUGUGGGCAGCGGUAUUAGUGUGGUCGUAACAACGGGUAGCAGUGUCGGUUCAUCGGUGGCUUCGAACGGAUCCACCGGAAUGCCCACGAAUGGGGCGGGCGUGAUCGGUAGUGCAGUGGUCGGUGGUGGUGGUGGUAUCGGUAUCGGUGUCGGUAGUGUCGGUGGUAGUGCUGGUACUAGUGGUUCGGGUGUAGUGAGUGCCAUCGGUUCGGGCAAGUAUCGUAGCAAGGGUGAGAACUGUCUCACGCACGCCAUGCCCAAUGCGCUAUGGUGUUUAAAGUGUAGUACCGCCGUCUGUCGGGCGUGUGCCAGCGGUGACGAUCAUCGGCAGCAUCCGGUAAAGACGCAGGCAGAAGCGCGCGACCACAUACGCACGGACAUUGCGUCCGAUCUGCUGCUGAUGCAGAAGUCACUCGCCGAGCUGCAGCAUUUCGUCUUCAAGCAGCGUGACUUUCUGCUCAAGAUACUGGAGGCAUGCACCGCACUCAAGACGCAGGUCGAGACGGAGCUGAUCAACCAUCUGCCCACGUUCGAGGUGGCGGAAAUAAGAAGCAACCUUACCAAGGCGAAGCUGUUCCUUGGCAUGCUGGACCAGCAAUCGCCGGCGGAAGCGUACAAGCUGUACGCAAACCUGCACAUGGAGAAGCAACGGCUGCAGUCCAAAUACCAGGAGAUGUUUCUCCAGUGCAAGCUGGACGAUCUGAUUCAGCAUUACGGCGUACUGUUCGAUUUCGAUCUCAUCAAGCAGGCGCUCUCCAACCUCAACACCAUCGAUCCCAUCUCGUUCGGCAAUGGGACGGUGGCUGGGUCGGCCGCGAUCAAUGGCCACCAUAACUCCAUCCUGCUGCUUGCCAAUUACUGCAUCUCUCAGCUGUAUUCGCGCCACAUCCUUACCACCAAACAUCAUCCUUCGCCACAACAACAGCAUCAGCAGUCACAACACCAUCAACAGCAGCAGCAGCAACAACAGCACCAGCAACAACAGCAGCCACUUCCUUCGCAGCUCGGUCCACUCGAAGGCGUUACGCUCGGUGGACAUCAUUACGUCCAUCAGCAGUCGCCGAAUCACGUUACGAUGAACCAUCUGCAUCAUCACGUCGCCCAACAGCUGCAUCACCAUCAGCAGCAGCAGCAACAACAUCAGCAACAGCUAACCGGUUCCGGCACGUACGCAUGCCAGCUGCACGACAUGGCUUCGGCGAUACUGAUCGCACCAUCACAGGACCGGAUGGCACCGGGCAGCGGACGGGCAACGGGUGAUGGGUCCAGUUCGGCCCGUACAUCCGGUUCCGGAUCGGGCUAUCUGAGCGAGAUCCUAAACGGUGCCGGCAGCUCAUCGGCGCUGCAUCAACAUGCAGCCCUGCAGCAGCAACAUUCCUCGCAGCUUGCCUCACCCGGCGGGCUCAUUUCGUCCUCGUCCUGCUCGAGUGUCGUUUCGCUCGUACCGGCACCGUCCUCUUCGGCCGGCUCUUCCUCGGUGGUGGUCGGUGCGGGCAAGGGUCAAUCGGCGGCGGCCGCCGCCGCUGCUGCUGCUGCCGUGGCAGCCACCCUGCUGUGCAAUCCGUCCGUGCACGUCUACCCGAUCUACUUCUUCAGCAUCGAGAUCAACGGCCAACCGUUCGGGCGCAUCCUGAUCGAGGUGCGCAACGAUGUCGCGCCAAAGAUGGCGAAGAACUUUGGCGCCCUGUGUACGGGCGAGCUUGGCUUCGGCUACAAGGGCUGCAGUAUCUUUCAGUGCUGGGAAAACGAGAGCAUCAUUACGGGUGAUUUCGAGCUGAACAAUGGGCGCGGUGGCCGGUCCGUGUUUGAGGAGGGUUUCUUCAUGCCGGACGACACCAAGAUACUGGCGAUCCGUGGUUCGGUCGGUAUGCGGCGUAGCCAGAAGCGCCACGACAAUAUGGGACUGGUUGGGUCGCAGUUCCGCAUCAUACUGCGGGAAAUGCGCGGCUUUACCGGCAUCUUCGCGUUCGUCGUCGAGGGACUGGAGCUGGUGGAAAAGAUUAGCCAGGCGGGCGAUUCCGCCGGUAAGCCACAGAGCACGGUGCUGAUCGCUAACUGUGGCAAGUGGCAGUAGAGCGCGAUGAUGAUUUGCACGAUAAUGUAGCGGAAGGUAAUGCGUAGCUGUGAAGUAGUGGGCAAGAUUCUUCGAGGGUACGUUUUGUUGAUAGCUUGAUUCUGUUACUUAUAUUCGGGGGUAGGGGAGGGUAAAGGGCAAAAGGGUAGACAGCACGCGUAAUGGCCAAAGAGCAAUGUUGUGGAAGAAGCUCAAAGCUUCAAUUCCAUUGUUUGUUAGUAAGCGACGAUCGACGCAUUGAUAGAUUUUAACGAUUCGUGUUUUUUGGCUCUGCGACGAGCCAAGGUAUAAUGUAGAUACAUGUAGGAUAAUUUUGUUUUCCCCUUCUUUUAAACCCUCACACACACACCUUCUGCUGCUAGUAUUGUUGUUUAGAGUCAUACUUUGGUUCCGGUUUGGGCAUCAAUGGUAUCCCACUGUUAGAUUUUGUUUUCCCUCUCUUCGGAUUUACACACUAGAGUUCACUGCACGCACUGAAUACGCGAGAUUAACGGGGCGCUGUAACGGACCAAUACAUUUCGCGGGUUCUAAUACGCGGUAGUGGCGGCUUCUAUACUAGACUGAACGGCGCACGCGCACGGUAGUAGGUUAGGGAAGGGCAGGGUAGCGAUUUAAAACAAACUUCGGAACGGAUUCGACACGGAUAGAUGUAGCUUCUCCUUAGGAUACGUGAAGACGAUUACUAACUAUAUUACGCCGCUCGAUAGAACGACAUUAAGCAACGGAUUAUUCAAGUUGUUCGUGAAACGAACCCAAUUUCAAUAUACAGACAAACGAUCGACACAUGAUCGCGUGAUACGAAAAUGAAGGCAGCGAACGGCAAGAAGCACGAAUAUCUCGAAAAAAAAAAACAAACAAACGAUUCAGCAAUCUCCAAAAACAUAAAACAGCCCAUCUUGAAAUCUAUUGAAGAGAGAUUUCAUACAAAUGAAGAAUAUUUCCGUAUUACAGUACCCGGUAAAGUUUAUUUUACCUAGUUACGGGUUGGAAACGGAAACAUUAACAUCAAGAUACGACAAAAAAAAUAACAAGCGAUGGAAUUUUCCUUCAUAAAAAUAAUUCCACCGAUGAACAAUGUUGCAACAGCACACACAGACACCACACAGUACACGAGAUCUUCCCUUGUUUGAUGGGUGAAAAAACUCCAUCUACGAAGUGAAAGCUCUAGCUAUCGUUAGAAAGGCUGAAGCCAGUUCGCACUCGUACAAACACACCGUAUGUAUCUCGACACACUUGCGUCACACACAUGUUGCUAGCAUUGAUUGAGACUAGAUGCUAAAAGGAUACGGGAUAGAGUCGCGACUUAGAAUUAACACAGAAACAUACACAAUAAAGCAUAAACAUCAUCGGCACACGAUCGGCACUAGCGUGUAUAACGAUAGCAAAAUCGCUAAAAAAAAAAUAUGUGAAAAAUAUGCAAAACAAUUUUAACGACUUCAAGUCAAGCGACAAAUAUGCUAACAACAUUCUCUUUAGUCGAUUUAAUGCAAAACAAAAACGCAUCACACAACAAACCACGGCGAAAAGGGAAAAUAAUAUUAAAAAAAUACAAGAAAAAGAUAUAAAAACAAAACUAUAAUACGCAAACAAGUUAAACAAACCAUGAAACCAAAAAAACAGAAGGGAAUAAAUCAUGAACGUAAAGAAAGUACAAUGAAUUGUAUUAACUGUUAAAUGUUAGUGAAAUCGUAACACGUGUGAACGCUAAGCGUAUGAUGUAGUAAACUUGGUAGACUUUAAAGAAAAACACGAAAGAAUGAUAAGAAAGGAACAAUAUAAAAAAAGAGAACGUACAUUGUACAAACAGAAGAUGGAAAUGCGAAAGAGAAAAACAUAUAUAUUAUAUAUACACGUAACACAUACAAACACACAUAAACCAGAACCAGCGAGAUGUAAUUUUUGGCACGUAAGCGGAACAAGGCGUUUAUAUAGUCGGACAAAUGUAUAGAAAACUAUAUAUUCCUGCAUGAAAACGAAACGUAAUAUUACCGACAGAAAGCUAUAUUUUUAUUGUGCAGUAGUUGAAACAGAAAACAACCAAAAACAAUGUGUGAAGGAGAAGGAGCAGAAGGAGCAAAACAAAAACAACAAAUAUAUAUAUAUAAAUGUGUUACAAAAGCGUUAACUUCACGGUACACAAAACCAGCAUGUAAACGAAACAAUUUUUUCGAAACGAAACACAAAUCCAUAUCCCAUUCGCUGCUCAAACAUUCGGGAACGAGAGAGCAAAGCGCACUUUAAUAUAAUAAUGUAAUGGCCGAUAGGGACGUUAGGCAAAUUGCACACCGGUGAACCCGUCUAAGGGGAGCGGGUUCAUUCCGAUGCUGCACUCUGCGCUGCUUAAGCAUUUUGCAGGCAAAUAUUAAGCGUUUCUCGCUCAGCGAACAAAAAUCCAAUCAAAAGAUGAAGCAGCAGAAGAAAAACUAUUUAAACUUUCACUCUCCUCCAUUCACUAUGUACGUGUGCGUUUGUAGGAGCGAUGAGCAUUAUUUACACAUUACAGGCUCGUUAUGCGGAGAUGUCGAAAGGAAGCGUAUUGAGAAAGAGAAGAAAAAAACCAAACCCAAACAAGACAACCCGAUUGACGAGCGCGAUCAUUGCAAGCCUAGUGUUAGAAUUAUAUAGAUGUCAGAAUGAACUGUGAAGAGACUGAAUGUUUUGGAAUGAAACCGUAAACAAAACCUACCAAUAAUACAAAACACGUAACCAGCAAACAUGUAGAAACGAAAUCCUACAGCAACAAUGAGACACAACAUAGCCAAGUAUAAUAUUCAAACAAUGGUUCGUUUUCCGUUGGCCGAUCGAUCGCAUAGAAGAAGACAAGCGGCAAGAGACGAGCAAAUCAAACAUAACAAUAGAGGGAAACACGUGUACCUUCUACAGCAUGUAGUAGUAGUAGAAGCAGCAGCUGCACUAUAACACACUAUUAUUUGCACUUCUGUACCGAAACAAAGCGAAACGAAAUCCUUCCGGCGAAAGGCAUUGAAGACGAUGAUUCGGGAACGUGUCGAGAAAGUUAGAAGUAGACGAACUUUAAUUAGGGAACGCGCAGCGCGAAGAAAUGUGAAUGUAUUUAACGAAACAAACAGAGGUAAUGCAACAUAACCAACACGUCGAAUACGUAUAUCUACUAAAAACCUCGGUGCAAAACCCGCGCUAUAUUGAACACGAAUGUAUAACAAAAACAAAAUGCAACACGUUACAAAGCAGUACAAAAUCGAUUACAAGCGGAAACAAAUGGAUGUGGUUGAGUUUUAGAGCUUGUCGUACAUAGGGGGCGGUAUGUUUGUAAAUGAACACAAACGAAUGGAAUAUAUGAACAAAAACAACAAAAAAACGAAAUGCACCCACUUCUUUCGGUACAGCGGAUAGUAAAUUAAGCACCAACAAACAUCGUUCUAGCGUUGUUUUCAUCGAACAGACUAUGUUUUUUUGUCGAUCGUGUGUGCGUUUUUGCUUUGGGUUAAUACAACUUGUAGCUUAUGUUUUUAAUUGAAUUCUUAGCUUUUUUGUAAUCUUAUUCCUUACAUUUCCGUGCUAAAGAUUUGAAAUAAAUGUCGACGAAUUAUACAGUAAUUAGCGAUACAAAAAACAAAACUUAUCGAACGUUAAAGUGGUUAAACAUGGUGAAGAAAAAACGCAUACACAGUACACGCCAGCACUUUAAGCACACGAUUGCACAUUAGUAACAAUAGUAAUCGCAUAAAGGAACUACUUUUGCUCGGACAGCUUGAAUACGAGAAUGAAGGAAACGAAAUGAAAUGUAAAAUUUUCGUUUACAUAAAAUCACUUCUAUUGCUCAUUAUUCUACUUCUGGGUUACAAUAGUAAGGAAUAUACGUCUUCUGUUGACUGAUCGUCGGAAGCACCGGUUUGGUAUCUAUAUUUUAUAGCAAUUGUUUCAAAAAAAACCACACCCCCAUCCACAACGAUUGCAAGGGAAUGGGUAGAUAAGAUAAGCUUUACCAGUCGAAACGAAAUGCAAUGAAACCAGGCAAUGGAUAACGAAAGUACAAGCAACAAAAUAGAUGCAUCGCAUCUGCUUUCCUUUGCACGGGAAAAAGGAAAAGAAAACGGGAAAAAUGUGCAAUCUACAUAGACAGACAGUAUUCUACCGGAAAUGUACAUGUAAAAGCAACUUAAAGAACUCAUCAUCUAAUCCCUAUCGUUGCCAACAUCUUGCGUUAACGAAAUAAAGCCAGACAAUUAACAGAUUCAAUGUUAAACUACACCAACAACGCAUCGGAAGCAUACAGUGUGAACAUGUUUACUAGAACGUACCGCCGGACAGAAGCAUUGCGAAUGGACACGUUUGAUUGCGAUAUAAGGAUAGCAACAAACGCUAAAUCACAAUACGGGCAUAUGUUAGUGUGCGAUAUGAUUGUAGGAGAACGAUUCAUCCGGUGAUGGUGGGAACCGUGGGUAUAAAGCGAUUUUUAUAAGGAUAAGGAAAUACGGAAACAGUACAAUCGACGUACGUGCUCUCGAGACGGUUUAUUAGUUGAGUAUGCAAUCUGUACGUGUAAUAUGCGAAUGCGAGCGUGGUAAGGAAGUGAGCGGCGAAAGAUCGGAUAAUUUCUUUAACAAAACCACAGAAAAAAAAACUAUAAUAAACGGAUCAAGACCCUUCAACGGUAGAACGGCUAAAAUAAACGGUGAAAUUAAA